UCCCUUCAGUCUCACUGGUCUUUGUAGCAGCAUCAAAGAACAAAGGUGAUCUUCAGUAAAAAGAUCUAUAGAAAAAGACUUUGUGUUCAAAAAAGGAGAUGGUUUUCCAUAAAGACCACUAUGAAAUUUCAGUGGCAUAUGAGAAAUUCAGUGAUACUCUUCAUGCCAGUAAAGAUGUACCAAAGAGCUGCUCAGAUGAAAACAGCAAAGCCACUUCCGGUUUUUUCACAGAAGUUCAGCGGUACAAAGUGGCUGCAGUGGUGUUCGGACUUAUAUGUCUACUACAGCUAACUCUUAUAAUUUUCCUUGCUCUAUCAGCCUCCCAUCAUAAAACCCAGAACGAGAAGGAGAAAAGGGAGCUGAAAACAAUCAACUUUGACCUCCGGGUCAGCAAUAAAAACUUGACUGAAGAAAAAGAGCAGCUGAGGAGGAAUCUAAGUGACUUUGUUUCACAACGUAAUCCUCUGAUUGUGGAGAGAGAUGGACUGAAGAAGACCAACUUUGAUUUCCAGUCCAGUCUGAAUAAUCUGACUGCAGAGAGGGAAAGGCUGAUCAGAAAUAUCAGUGGUACUGAGGCCAAUAACAAACAACUGACUGAACAGAGAGAUGAACUGAAAAAGAAACUUGAAAACGUUAGUUUGGAGCUUAGUUUCCUGACUGGGGAGAGAGACAAGUUGGAGGAGAUUAACCUUGUUACUCAGGCAAGUCUGGAAAACCUGACAGAUGUGGGAGAAAUGCUGAUCAGAACCAUCAAUGUUAUUAGUGCCAAUAACAAAAACCUGACUGAAGAGAGAGAUGAGCUGAGGAAGGACCUCAGUAACCUUGCUUCACAUCUUAGUUCCCUGACUAACGAGAGAGACGAGUUGAAGAAGAUUAACUUUGGUAUUGAGGCAAGUCUGAAAAAUCUGACUGAAGAGAGUGAAAAUCUGAUCAGAACUAUCAAAAAUAUCGAGUCCAGUCACAAAAAUGUGACUGGAGCGAGAGAUGAGCUGAUGAGGGAGCUGAAUGUUUUUACUUCACAGCUUACCUCUAUGACUAAAGAGAGGGAUGAUUUAAAACAGAUGAACUCAGAUAUUGAAGCCAAUAGUAAUACCUUAAGAGAAGACAAAGAUGAACUCAACAGGAAGCUGAAUGAUUUAGUCUCCAAACAGAAUUCCUUGACUGAAGAAAGAGACACCUUGAUGAAGACAAAGUUACAAAUUGAGGCCAUGUUCAGAACAAUCACACAAGAAAGAGAUGAGCUAAGGACAAAGGUCAACACCAUAAGUCAACCAGGAUGGAUGCUUUUUAGCGGCAGUGUGUACUACAUUUCUUCUAUUAAAAAGACCUGGCAAGAAAGUAGAACCUUUUGUCAGUCAAAAGGUGCAGACCUGAUGAUUAUCAACAGCAAAGAAGAACAGAAUUUUGCAAACGAGUUGCAAAAGUACAUGUGGAUUGGACUGACUGACUUAGAAACAGAGGGAACAUGGAAAUGGGUGGACGGCAGUCCACUGGCAACAAGCUACUGGAGUGACGGCGAGCCAAAUGGUAAAACAACUGAGAACUGCGGGAACAUAAAGACUUUUACUCAAGCAAGAAGCUGGAAUGAUGAACUAUGCUCCCAUUCCCUCAACUGGAUCUGUGAAAAUAGGCUAAUCCAGUAAUUAAUACCAAACAGUAGAAAACUUCUCAAAUGCAGAUAACAGAACUAUUUUUUAUUUACUCAAACCUUUAGUUGUUGAUAAUAUUUACACAGUUGUUUGCAUAGUUUGCAUUCUCUUCAAAAACUAUGAAAUACAAAGAUUGCUGCAGUGAGUGAUCAUUAAUUAUUAAUAUAAGGAGCAGAGACAAGUAGGGUGUUGGAAGAUUUGUUCAUAAAUUAUGAUUGCUUAGAGCAGGAACUUGUGUGUGUGCAGGGGAGUUCUGGGAAGCAGUCUGUUUGCACCCCAGCCAAUCUUAGUGUCCCUGAAUGCCGUAUGUGGACGUGUGGGCUGUAUCAGUCUCUGGACAAAACCAGUUUUAUUCAGUAGGACUUGUAUUUGUGAAACUGUGUGUAGCCACACCCACAAUGCUGUAACAUGAAUGUUUUUUUCCUUUCUUUAAUAAAAGGCUGUGACACAGGGCAGCUCCUCUG
Messenger RNA from Girardinichthys multiradiatus, 2113 nucleotides. Its product is annotated as CD209 antigen-like. The transcript has 20 exons. The coding region runs from base 99 to 1643 and encodes 514 amino acids. Lineage: Eukaryota; Metazoa; Chordata; Actinopteri; Cyprinodontiformes; Goodeidae. The record is from RefSeq and is a predicted model, not a curated record.